Canis lupus familiaris (dog) is the source of this 968-nucleotide messenger RNA. RefSeq lists its product as uncharacterized. The record is from RefSeq and is a predicted model, not a curated record. The transcript has 3 exons. NCBI's taxonomy places the organism in Eukaryota, Metazoa, Chordata, Mammalia, Carnivora, Canidae. The coding region runs from base 1 to 858 and encodes 285 amino acids.
AUGAGCUCCAAAGACAUCAUGCUGAGUGAAAUAAGCCAGUCACAAAAGGACAAACGCCAAACGCCAUCUGAUUCCACUCCCAUGAGAUACCUGGAACAGUCCAAUUCACAGAGCCAGGAAGCAGAAGGGUCUGGGGGAAGAGGGGACCAUGGGCUUAGUGUUUGGUGGGUACAGAGCCUCCUUGUGGAAGACGACCGGGGGGUAAGAGGAAGAACUAGGAGGAGGGCUGGGUCCGGGGUCACAUCCGACGACACACGGAACACAAGGCCGGGGUCUCCCACGUGGACAGCUAGAGCGAGUGUCCCAUUCUCAGGGCGAGGAGGAGGAGCGCGGCGACGGGGCUGUCCAGGAGAACACGUGAGGCCGGGACGUGCUUUCCCGGCCCCGUCUCCCCGGUGGGGUGACCCGGGGUGGCCCGGGGGGUGUGGCAGCCGCCGCGGCCCCUGCCGCCUCCUGCUGGAGUACUGCGGCCACCGCACCCCGGACUCCAGGGGCUCAAUUCACAAGUCGGGGCGGGGGGCCGCCUUCGGGGGCCAGAUCGAACUCAAAGGCACGAAGCCCCUUCUGAGGCCCCCUAAACCCCGCGUUACCAACCGAGGCCACGUUCCCUCAGGGCGGGCGGAAGCUGGUUUCUUCGGAGGGGGCAGAAUCUCACCUUUUUCUUUCAGGGCCAGGCACAAGUGCACGUUCGGCAAAUUCCGAGACACGAAUCUGACGCCGUCAGAAAGCCAGUGUCCCUCGAUGUUGCCUUACCUACUACCCAAAGGAGCGGAGGAGCUGUUCCAUGAGAAUAUGGAAGGGGAGUCACCUAAAAGCAUGUGGAGGCAAAAUCAGCCUGGGCAGCUGUCCGCUGAAUGAAGCCCUGUUACGGCUCCUGGACAAUGGACUUGAACCCAGACGAAGGUGUUCAUGUUUGCUUUAGCCUCGCUGACAGAAUUUUCCCUGAAAUUAAACUCGGUUAGAAAUUG